GUGAGGUUCGAAUAUUUUUUCAAAAAAAACCUCAGACAAACAAAAAUUAGAUUAAAACACAUUAAAACCAUGCAAAUCAAUAGAAAAAAAGCAAAAUUGAAACAUUUCUUUACGUUUUUAUUCUUCUCAUUCAAUGCUGUCGAUUCUACGAUUCCUAAUGCAAAAUUAUCAAAAGUUUGGGGCCCUGGGCUGGUGCCCCACAACAUUGUAAUGCCAGCAAGAUACUUCUUUAUACAAGGAGUCGAUGAACAUAAUAACAGCAUAUCUUCUAGUCUUGAAAAAGAAUUUGAUAUAAUCAUUGAAGGUAAAACUGAACAAGAUAAACCUUGUCGAAUAUGGUCUAAUAUAUUAGACAGAAAGGACGGUUCCUUAAUAGUAAGAUACAAAGUAUAUGAUACUUGUUCCAGUGUUAUUAUAAGCAUUAAACAUAAAAAUCAACAUGUAGCAGAAUCUCCAUAUAAAAUUGAUGAAAAAAUAUAUUCAGAUGAGUGUAAUUGUCCUCAAAAAAGUCUGACCCACUUGUUAGAUUUAUGGGAGUGUCCUGAGAUACCUAAGCAAAUUUUAAAUGAUUUUAAUGUAUUCGACAAUAAGAUUAAUUGGAAUGAACUAAGGCCCAAAAUUGUAAGUCAAUUUGAUAAGCCUCACUCGGUGAGCCUGUGUCACUACAUCAUAAAAAACAACAAACUCUAUAGAAAAUGCUAUGGCAAAUAUGUAGGUUUCCAUAUGUUCUCAGAUAGUAUUUUAUUGUCACUAAUAAGAAAAGCUACCAUACCUGAUUUGGAAUUUUUUGUUAACUUGGGCGAUUGGCCUUUGUCCUUGAAAGACAUGCCUGAAAAGUACCCUAUAUUUUCAUGGUGCGGCAGCACUGAAAGUAACGACAUUAUCAUGCCAACUUAUGAACUUACAGAAGCUUCUUUGGAAAAUAUGGGGAGAGUAAUGUUGGAUAUGCUUUCUGUGCAAGGCAAUGUUGAGGCUUUAUGGGAUAAAAGGGAAGCAAAAUUGUUUUGGAGAGGGCGAGACUCAAACCGACACAGGCUUAAUUUAAUAAGCCUGUCCAGAGAAUUCCCUGAGUUGUUUAAUGUUUCUUUAACAAAUUUUUUCUUUUAUCGUGAUGAAGAGGAUGUUUAUGGACCAAAAACUGAUCAUGUUUCCUUUUUUAGGUUUUUUGAUUACAAGUAUCAAUUGGCAAUAGAUGGGACAGUAGCAGCUUACCGAAUGCCAUUUUUACUAGCCGGAGGAUCUUUGGUUUUUAAACCUCAAUCAAAGUAUUACGAACAUUUUUACGGAGAUUUAGAAGCAAAUACUCAUUAUAUUCCUGUUAAAACUGACCUGUCUGAUCUCGUAGAAAAAAUUAAUUGGGCAAAAAGCCACGACAAUGAAGCCAAAGUGAUUGCACAAAACGGACAAAAGUUUGUCAACGAAAAUUUGUUGCCCAAGCACAUAUUUUGUUAUCAUAUGCAUUUGUUAAAUCAACUAAGCAAGGUCAUUGUUAGUGAAGUAAAUAUUCUUAACGAUAUGGAGCUUGUUAAUCAAAAAAAGGACAUUCCUUGUAGUUGUUUAGGAGCAAAUCAAAAAGAUGAAUUAUAGUAAAUAUAAUCUUUCUAUACUGACUUGGUAUAUACAAUAAAUACUAGAAAUUUUUAAACUUAUAUGAUUUUGUUGCUUACCUGGACAAUUUAA
Molecule: messenger RNA, 1680 nt
Organism: Ceutorhynchus assimilis (cabbage seed weevil)
Lineage: Eukaryota; Metazoa; Arthropoda; Insecta; Coleoptera; Curculionidae
Source: the annotation of a GenBank genome assembly